Taeniopygia guttata (zebra finch) is the source of this 4007-nucleotide messenger RNA. It is a transcript of the gene SCMH1, whose product is annotated as Scm polycomb group protein homolog 1. The record is from RefSeq and is a predicted model, not a curated record. Gene Ontology annotation, biological process: negative regulation of DNA-templated transcription. Gene Ontology annotation, molecular function: histone binding; chromatin binding. Gene Ontology annotation, cellular component: nucleus. Lineage: Eukaryota; Metazoa; Chordata; Aves; Passeriformes; Estrildidae.
CCCGCUCCCCCGCCGCUCCCCCUUCGCUCCUUCCCGUUCCCUCCCGUUCCCUCCCCGCCUCCCUGCGCAGCGCGAACAUGGCGGCGGCGGCGGCGGCGAGGGACUGAGCAGCGCCAGCGCUCGGCGGCCGCGCAGGUUUUGCUAUGCCGCAGUGUUUGUACUGACUCUGCUGUCUUGUAGGAGUGAUGGGGAACUAGAGCCCAUGACAGUUCAGUGGGGCCCUUGGCACUUUUGAUAUCUCGACAUCUUCAGUUCUGUAAGAGCAGCCCAGUCCCAGGAUAAGGACAGCAGCAGGUGGUAGAAUGCGGAAACCAGGCCCUCAGAAAGCCAUAGACUGGAAAGAUGGUAAAAAGCACAAGUACAGCCGCCCAUCAGAGUCUCCCUCCCAGUACCAAGGUCACUUCACCUGGGAGAAGUACCUGAAAGAGACAUGUGCCAUCCCAGCUCCUGCCCAUUGUUUCAAGCAGUCCUACACUCCACCUGCAAAUGAGUUCAAGAUCAGUAUGAAGCUGGAGGCCCAGGACCCCCGGAACACCACGUCCACGUGCAUCGCCACCGUGGUGGGGCUGACGGGCGCCCGCCUGCGCCUGCGCCUCGACGGCAGCGACAACAAGAACGACUUCUGGAGGCUGGUGGACUCUGCUGAGAUCCAGCCCAUUGGGAACUGUGAGAAGAAUGGAGGGAUGCUGCAGCCUCCACUGGGCUUCCGGCUGAAUGCCUCCUCCUGGCCCAUGUUCCUUCUGAAGACUCUGAAUGGAGCAGAGAUGGCUCCUGUCCGGAUUUUUCACAAGGAACCACCAUCUCCUUCCCAAAACUUCUUCAAGACAGGUAUGAAGCUGGAGGCAGUGGACAGGAAGAACCCUCACUUCAUCUGCCCGGCCACCAUUGGGGAGGUGAGAGGUUCUGAGGUCCUCAUAACAUUUGAUGGCUGGAGAGGUGCCUUCGAUUACUGGUGCCGAUAUGAUUCCCGGGACAUCUUUCCCGUAGGCUGGUGUUCGCUGACUGGAGAUAAUCUGCAGCCCCCUGGUACAAAAGUUGUGAUUCCAAAGAGCCCUUUACCUGCCUCCGAAGUAAACUCGGAGAAACCUAGCAUGCACAGUAGCACAAAGACUGUUUUGGGGCAUCAACAAGGGCAAAGGCGUCGCAAAACAGGGAAGAAGCGUGGUCGAACGACCAAAGCGCUAAUCCACCACCCCAUGCCUACACCCUCCAAGUCAGUGGAGCCUUUGAAAUUCCCCAGAAAGAGAGGCCCCAAGCCUGGCAGUAAGAGGAAACCUAGGACAUUGCUGAACCCAGCACCCACCUCUCCAACAACCAGUACCCCAGAGCCAGACACAAGCACUGUGCCCCAGGACGCUGCUACAAUCCCCAGCUCUGCCAUGCAGGCUCCCACAGUUUGCAUUUACUUGAACAAGAACGGCAGCACUGGGCCCCACCUAGACAAGAAGAAAGUUCAGCAGCUGCCAGACCAUUUUGGACCAGCUCGAGCUUCUGUUGUCCUGCAGCAAGCAGUACAGGCCUGCAUUGAUUGUGCUUAUCAUCAGAAAACAGUCUUCUCCUUCUUAAAACAAGGCCACGGGGGAGAGGUCAUCUCAGCUGUGUUUGAUCGGGAACAGCACACUCUGAACCUGCCAGCAGUAAACAGUAUCACCUACGUCCUCCGCUUCCUGGAGAAGCUGUGCCACAAUCUGCGCAGUGACAACCUCUUUGGGAACCAGCCUUUCACUCAGAACAGCCACAUGCAGCGCUCACACGAGUACGACCACGACAGGUAUCUACCAGACAGAAGCAGCUCGUUAGACGGCUCUCUGCAGGGACCAGGCCGGGGUACAAAGCGCUUUUCCCAAGACCCCCCUCCAUACAGUGCUCCUCUGUCCCCCAAGUUACCAAAGAAUGACCGUCACCCUUUGGAAGGUGAAACCUUUGUCCUGGGAGAUGGCCUCCCAGGGCCCUUAGAGCCUCGCCUGGACCCCAUGGACUCUGCCUUGAACUCUGUCAAUUCAUCCAGCCACAGCAGGAGCUCCAGAGACUUUCGCCUGCCAGGAUACAGGCACCUGCAGCAGCCCUCUAGCCUCAGCCAGGGCAGCACCUCUGCCCUGCGCAGGCCUGGCUCUGGGGGCUCGGACAGGUACCCCAGCUCCAGGGACGCCUCCCGGCUCAGCAGCCGGGACCCCUCGUCCUGGACGGUGGAGGAGGUGAUGCAGUUCAUCCGUGAGUCAGACCCUCAGCUGGGCCCCCACGCUGACCUCUUCCGAAAACACGAGAUCGACGGGAAAGCGCUGCUCUUGCUGCGGAGCGACAUGAUGAUGAAGUACAUGGGGCUGAAGCUGGGGCCUGCCCUGAAGCUCACUUACCACAUCGACAAGCUAAAGCAAGGCAAGUUCUGAGAGGACUCCUGGCAGGAUGGAUCCUGGAAGCUCCGCUCCGGCCGCCCCACCCGCGCUCACCUGCCGACAGGUUCGCAUGCACACGCCCCCUCCGCCGCAGCAGAGACACUCCCGGCCCCGACAGCGCCCAGGAGGAGCCCGGCACAGCUCCUGUGGGCAGCUGUGGGCCUUGGAAGCGGAGGGUUUCUUCCCUGCUGCCAGCCAGCACUUCUCUUCCCUGGGAUGGAGCAGCUCCAGGCAGUGCCCGGGCACUGGGUGUUUGCCUCGGCUCCUCCGCUCUCACCGUGGCUCUGCGCUCCUGCUGGGGCAGCCCUGGGCACCGAGCCUGCCCGGGCUCCAGGGGCAGCCCUGGGCACCGAGCCUGCCCGGGCUCCAGGGGCUCCAGGGGCACCGAGCCUGCCCAGCCUGGCGGGGCUCGGUGCCCCCAGCCUGUCCUCAGCCCUGUGCAGCACAGCGAGCUCAGAGCUGUGACCAGCCAGCCCUGUCUCCCACUGGGGCAGCCCAUCCACCCCGCUCUGCCUGCCCCCAGCUCCUGCCCUGCCUCCAGCUGGGCACACCGGGCCUUCAAUGUAUUCCAACCUGGGGAGGCUGUGUGGGAGCACGGAGAGAGCAGGGGGAGCUGAGGAGUGGGGCUGGGCCUGGCGUGCCCCUGGCACAGAUGGGCCUGGGCUGGUGUUGGAGGUUGCCUGGAUGCUGCAGGACUCAGCUGAUCCUUCUCGCCUUUUUUUUUCUUUUUUUUUUUUUUCAUUUGGAAUUUUUUUUUUUACUAAGGAGUUUCAAACUAUGAGAUGAUUUUUCUACCUGUGUUGAACUCGCAGCUGUUGGUGAUUUUUAGCCAGAGCUGCUAAGGUUUGUCUUCCCAGGGGCACUCCUGCUCCUCUAGAGUUUGUCCCAGCUCAGCGUGUGUGAGGGUUUUGGGUCUGGCCAGAGCAUCCCAGGGUGGUGACCUGUCCUGGCAUCGCUCUUCCUGUGAGGGCUUUGCCCUUCCCGAGGCACCUGUUGGUCUCAGGCAAUUUAAUGUAUUUAUUUUUGAUGGCACUUGAGUGCUUCCCGUGGUCCCAGAUACGUUUCUGCAGCUGCAGGAGGAGUGUCGGAGUGGAGCCACCAGCUGUGUCACCGCAGUGUCCCCCGGACAGCAGCUGCAUCACUGUCACCAGCCUGGCCUGAGUGGGACAGGGGUGACAGUCCCCAGUGUGUGCCCCCAGCUCAGCACACUUCCUCUGCAGUGACCCAAGGGCUGGGACGGAAUCUCCACUCCGAGCACUUCUGUUCCCAGCCCACCUCUGCAUCCGGAGCUCCCGGCUCAGCCUCGAGGGCCUGGCCGGCAGCAGGACCGACCCUGUGGUGACCAACCCUCCAGGCUCUUGCACUGAGUCAGGUUUACCCCUAAGGGGCAAAGUUGCAAAAAAAAAAAAAAAAGAAAAAAAAGAAAAAAAAAAAUACCCCAACCCCCAAAGUAAUAAAAAGGCAAAAUGGCUUUUUGUCCUGUAGCUCAGCCUGUGCCAGCCCGGGGCUGGGGCCCCUCGGUGUGAGCCGGCCCCGGCGGGGUCAGCCAGUGCUUUCCUCUGCACUUAUUUUACCUUGAUUUGUUUAUAAAUAAAAGAAUACCAAGUUCCUGGC